UAGUGACGAUUCGAGUGCGCCGUCCAGCAAUUUCUGGCGGCAUUCCCUGCCCGCCCAGGGUGAAUAAUGACCGUUCGCUGCCGCCGGCCCAAUGAAUUGGCAGCGACUUAGUGAUAAACUUUCACCGCUCAAAAUGAUGACCACCACCAAGAAGGUCGACUACCUGUCGACCACUCCGACCUCGGCCACGACACCGUCGUCCACCAGCCAGCCGGACAGUCUCGAUCUGGACUACGACAUGUGGCAGGGCCAGUUCGAGUUCGUCGGCGGCCCGGCACCGCAGCCGUCGGCCAUCGGCAAACAGUCACGCACCUCUAGUCUGGAAGAUUUGCGCCUAAACGGGUACAUCCCGCCCGAUCAGCCGGUGCUGAUCGACGAGGAAACGUUCCUCAGCCUGCACCCGCACGACUUCCCGUCGUCCGGGCCGCAGUCGGGCUUUUUCCUAGACGAACCCGGCGAAGGGCAACCGCAGCUCAACAACAACCCCUGCAUCGGCACCACGGCGCAGAGCAACAUACUCAACAUCAAGCUGCUCAACAACAAAACGAACAACCUCAUCAGCUCGGUCAUUAUCGAGGAAAAGAACGCCAAAAAUAAUCUGAUCAACAGCAACCUGAAGCUGAUCAACGACAACCCGGAGCUGGGCAACAAGUACAUCCUGAAGGCCAGCCACAACGGGAGCAGCAAAAUGAACGAUCUAAUCAAAACAGACCUAUGUGAUAAUCUAAACGAGCAACUCGAAAUACUACAACGGCAAGUCACCAAUCUGGCGGACACGCAGAGCAAUGUCGACGAUCGUACGAGUAGAACCAAAACGGAAUAUGCUGUCCUGCAGGCCCGCUAUCACAUGCUGGAGGAGCAGCUGAGAGAGACUGAACUACGGGCCGAAGAACGGCUAACGCAGGAACAGAAGCGCCACCGGGAGCUGCUGGCGCGUGUCGAGCGGGAGGCCAAGCUGCAGAAUGAGAACUGCCAGAUCCGGAUACGAACGAUGGAGGUGGAGAUCACCAGCGUGCGGGAAGAGAUCCAGCGAUUGCGCUCCCAAAGCGACAAACAGGCGGCGGAUCUGCACGCCACGGAGGAGAAGCUGGAGAAAACGCGUGACUCCCUGAUGACCGCACAGCAGGACCUGGCCGAAGCGAAGGCGGAAGAGAAGAAACACCGAGCGGAUAAGCAAGCGGCCGAAGAGCUGAUGGUCGAGCUGGGCAAGGAGUGUGAACGUUUGCGAACGGAGCGUGGGCCAGCACUGCCCACGACGUCGCCCGAAUCGUUGCGGCUCGAGGAGCUGCACCAGGAGAUGGACGAGUUGCGCCAGAAGAACAAAAGUCUCGAAGAGUCCAACGAGGAGCUGCAGGCCAUGAUGCUGACGCGCAGUAUCGAGGAAGGGCGCAAUCUGCUGAACGGCCCCAGCAACAGCCUUGCCCAGGAGCUGGAAGCGAUGAGCCAGAAUCAGGAUUCCGUUGAUUCGUCCACUUUAGCGUCAUUAACACAGCUUCAGGUGGCGUUCCAGGAAAAGGAGGACGAAAACCGACGACUCAAGCACUACAUCGACACCAUGCUGCUGAACGUGGUCGAGAACUAUCCCCAGCUGCUGGAAGUGAAAGCGGUGUGAAUCCGGAGUCGGCGGCCAGAGAGCGGCGUUUCAACGCCGCGUUUAGCAACUUUUUAAGACCCUACGAUUCGCGUUACUCAUACUCCCUAGGGCUCACUCGCGCACGUGUUUAAGGUCCUGGCGCUCGCUCCCCGGUGUGUUAUUACUACAGGGCAAAACAGUACGACAGUCGGACAGCGGAUAUAAAAUUGCCACCCGGCCCGGGGAGCCCAGCGGCCAUGAUAAGAUGUGUAACGUACGUAAUGUGGACGACAGUAAGCAAUAUUCGUAAAUUUAUAUUUUACAUAAUAAUAAUUUAAGUACUCGUGUCUCGUGUAAACAAAGGAAGGGCGGCCGAGUUUUUCGUAAAGAAACGUGUAGGGUACUGUUACGAAUCAGGCGCG
Anopheles cruzii is the source of this 1995-nucleotide messenger RNA. Its product is annotated as rab11 family-interacting protein 4B-like. NCBI's taxonomy places the organism in Eukaryota, Metazoa, Arthropoda, Insecta, Diptera, Culicidae. The coding region runs from base 92 to 1612 and encodes 506 amino acids. The record is from RefSeq and is a predicted model, not a curated record. The transcript has 6 exons. Gene Ontology annotation, cellular component: midbody; cleavage furrow; recycling endosome membrane. Gene Ontology annotation, biological process: regulation of cytokinesis; endocytic recycling.